AUGUGCUUACGAACAAUGUGCCAUUACAGGUUGUGUGACCAGACGCCAUACUCUUGGAUUGUACAACCAUGCAAGCCUCUUGGAAUUUGCGACACGAUACACACUAGGAGUUUCUCUAUCGAUGACUUCUGCCCCGAAUGUUACAUGGCGGAAGAUCCCCUGAAAAUGCUCGCCAAUCAACUUAUGGUCGGAAGAUUCAACACAGAAUAUGAGUUUCAUAAACUUUAUUUCAAAGAGUCCAACGUAUCGGAGAAAGCCAAUGCUGUGUUGAAUCGAGCGCAUGCCUUUGUAAAUAUCAACUUUGAGCCAGAUAUUAGAGAAAAUCUUGACAUAUUUUGCUCCAACAAACGACUGAACCUCGAUGUUUUUAAUCAUCUUUACCUCCUCGUUUUUCAGCAACUUCUACCUCAUCUCUGGAUCACUGUUGGGACUGGUCAAGCACAGAAAAUAUCCCGAGAGGAUAAAAUUAUAAUAUUGCAAUUACGGCAGGCUAUACUUCGAGAUCUUGCGUAUAACCGUGCAGAGACUCAUUACAAGGAAACAAAACAGGAAGGAAAAUGGAGAAAAGCGAUGGGUGCCCACGCCCCACUGAUUGCAAAUGUCUGCGAUAAUCCUCCAGAUGAUUAUUGCAUGAUAUGUCAACACGAGAAACUGAAUGAAGCGCUGUCUCUAACUUUAGAGUGUGGCCACAUGUUCCACAAAGAUUGUCUUGAUAUGAUGAUCGAGUUCAAAGGAUGCGCCAUCUGCAGACAGGAAUGCCGCGGCCCAUUGCCUGAUAUAUCAGCGGAAGAAUCUGGUCCAUGGCCAGAAUGGUUAGAAGCGAUCGCUCCCUCCCAUCGCCCUCAAGUCCAGCAUGAGCUUCUUGAGCAGUCUCCUCCUACAGAUGCGAGAAUAAGUGACUUGGAAAUGGCUUUCCAGCAAGCCCGAGAAAGAACUGCAAGGUUGUAUAAUGAAGUUUUGCGUCAUCAAGCAAAUCUUUCAGAGGCUAGACUUCUGACGGAAACCACCGAGGAAGAUUUGCAUCAACAAGCGUUGGAUAUGAGUGAGAUUCAGUGGGACGAACAUAAUAGCCGCAUCGAAUCGAUACAGAGAAAAUACAAGCGCUAUCAACAAAUGCUCUACGCCAAAAGGUUGCAGGUAAUGGAUUACGAGUUCGAUCAUUUAAAAAGCCUUGCGGAAUACAACAAGUUGCCUUCCGAUCCCAACGAAGAGCUUCAACAUAGAUAUUAUCGAGCCAACGAGUGGGUAGUCGCGCGAGAGCUAUUUCAUUCUCAGAAAAGAAAGCAAGUAAUAGGACAGGCAUUGGAAAGUGUUUACUUCAAUAUUCUUUCCCCUCAAUAUACAAUGGCUCUUGGCGAUCGCAGGGGGGACGAAGGCUACGCAGAGAAAAAGGUGAGUGAAGCUGAACACCUAUGGAGACAAAGUGUAGAUGCGAGGGACGACGCCAAAGAUAGAUUGGACCUGGCUCUAUACCAUAAGUCAUUGUUCGAAUACAGCGAAUAACGCAGUCAAUCCAUAUCGAAAAAUGUGAAGAGAUUCUCUAUGUCGUAUUUAAUCAAAGAUGGGGGGAUUAUCCGUGUGAAUUGGGGAAGGGUUGAUUUCGAGUAACUAUGUAAUAUUUUGGUUCCUUUUUGGGUGAAUUGCUGCUAGUGCGAUCUUCUAUUUGAAUUGGAUGCA
Messenger RNA from Botrytis cinerea B05.10, 1677 nucleotides. RefSeq lists its product as hypothetical. The record is from RefSeq and is a predicted model, not a curated record. Lineage: Eukaryota; Fungi; Ascomycota; Leotiomycetes; Helotiales; Sclerotiniaceae. The transcript has a single exon. The coding region runs from base 1 to 1503 and encodes 500 amino acids.